Messenger RNA from Bradysia coprophila, 2684 nucleotides. RefSeq names its product intraflagellar transport protein 88-like protein nompB. The record is from RefSeq and is a predicted model, not a curated record. Gene Ontology annotation, cellular component: ciliary basal body; centriole; ciliary base. Gene Ontology annotation, biological process: intraciliary transport; non-motile cilium assembly. Lineage: Eukaryota; Metazoa; Arthropoda; Insecta; Diptera; Sciaridae. Gene Ontology annotation, molecular function: kinesin binding.
ACCUUCUCUUCGAAUUUAGAGAAGGGCAUUAUCGAAAAAUAUAAUUCGAAACGAAACGGUUCAUGUUGGUUACCUAGCAACGUUAUGUUUGGCCGUUGAGAAGUAAACAGUUCCUUUACAUAUUUCUAAUCAACAUCACACAGUAAAACGUAAAAUUCUUUGUCGAGCACAAAAAGAUUCCCAAAAUGAGUACAAUGAACAGUUUCAACUACAGCGAAGCCGCUGACAUUUAUUCCGGAUUUCAAUCGAACACUCCGGAACUGUAUGAUUACGACAGGGAUCACGAUGAGGCCUAUCAAAGUGCUUUGAAGGUGUCCAGUUAUGGAAAACGCAUUGCAACACCGAAAUACGAUAAUGGUCGUGGUGAAACGGCAUCCCGUUUGAUACGGACCAGCGACAAGCCAAUCAACCGACCGUCAACAGCUUUUCGUCCCGUGGGCUAUACAUCUGAGGCUGGUCGCCUGUUCGAUCCAAUGAUGCAACGAAUUGCGCCUGCCAGGAAAACAGUUGUGAUGGAGCAAAAGAAACCAGGUGAUUUAACGGAGGAAAAGUACAAAGGACUGGAGAGUCGAAUUCUGAAUUUAUUGGAAGAGUCGAUACUGGACAGUACUGGAAAUAGUCCCGAUUUGACGGGCAGCUUAAAUAAGGCGAAGGAGGCAUCGUCCCUGGAUAGAAUAUUGCUGAGAUUGCGAGAUCAGAAUGGUGGUAGUUCGGCACACAAUUUCGAUUUAACAUUUUCGGUUCUGUUUAAUUUGGCGAACAUCUACGCCAAAAACAACAUGUUUGUGGAGGCCUUGAACACUUACACGUCUAUGACAAAGAACAAAUUGUAUCCGAACGUAAAUCGGCUGAAGAUUAACAUGGGAAACAUCUACUUUCAACUGGGAAUGUUUCCCAAGGCAAUUAAAAUGUAUCGCAUGGCCUUGGAUCAAGUUCCCGGCAAUCAGAAAGAGCUGAGACUCAAGAUCAGUCACAACAUUGCAAUAUUUUUUAUCAAGAUGGGUCAAUAUUCGGAUGCGGCGAACAGCCUUGAAUUCAUCAUGUCCGAGAGGGCUGAUCUGGUCAGUGGACUGCACUUGAUUCUUUGCUAUUACGCGUUGGGCGACACUGAAAAAAUGAAGCGAGCGUUUCAACUGCUGCUGGAAGUUCAAAUCGACUUUGAGGACGAACAUAAAUUGGCUAACUCCAUCAAUGGUCCCAAUCAGCAGUACAUCUUAGACAUUGUCAAAAAGGACGAACUAUUCGUGUUGGAAAAUGAAAAGAAGAAGCUAGCUGCUAAGCAUAUUCUCAUGUCGGCGAACCUCAUAUCUGGCGUUAUCGAAGAAAAUUUCAACGAGGGGUACACUUGGUGCGUCGAAAUUAUAAAGAAUUCGAGCUACCCAACUCUAGCAAAUGAACUGGAAUUGAAUAAGGCGAUUAUGUACCUGAAACAGCAUGAAGUCACCCAGGCCAUCGACACCUUGAAGUAUUACGAGAAAAAGGGACACAGCGAUGCCGUCAUAAAUCUGACCUUCAUCUACCUCCAGAUGAGGGACAUGCAGAAUGCCAACCGAUAUGCUCAACUCUGCCGCGAAAUGGACUCCUACAAUCCGGCUGCUUUCAUAAACAGUGGAGCUUGUGAGAUAGUCAACGGAAACGUAGAACUAGCAAAGACAUAUUUCGAGUCUGCAUUGGAAAUCGAUGCAAUGUCCUUCGAGGCAAUUUACGAUUUGGGAUUGGUGUGCAAGAAAAUGGGAGAUUUUGAAACGGCAUUCAAGUAUUUCCGAAAAUUACAUGCCACCGCCGCCCAUAGUCACCAUUCUCACGUCAUUUAUCAAUUGGCAAAUUUGCAUGAGCUGACCAGCGAUACGAGUGGUGCCCUGGAAUGGUAUGUACAAUUGCUCGGAACGAUUCACAUGGAUCCGGGUAUAUUCCAGAAGAUUGCGGAAAUGUCCGAGGCAGAAGGUGACCGUCAGCAAGCCUACCAAUAUCAGAAUGAAUCGUUCCGUGCUUAUCCGUCUAAUUUACAAACAAUUGCCUGGCUGGGCUCUCAUUACAUUGAUUUACAAGUAGCCGAAAAGGCAAUUGUUUACUACGAGAAAGCUGUGUUGGCCAAUCCAAACGAUGCGUACUUCCUAUUACGCAUUGCUGGAUGCUUUCGACGGAUCGGAAACGCUCAAAAAUCGUUGAAUUUAUUUCAAAACAUUUUGAAACAAUUCCCGGAUAACGUAGACUGCUAUCGCGCUUUAAUCCAUCUGACACAAACGCUCAACAUGGACGAUCUGUACCAAAAGUACUUGUCGGAAUUCCAGAGAAGUGAGAAGUUAAAGGAAACCCGACAACGCAUUGGCAGCAGUCGUCCAACGACAUCGUCUAGUGCCCAGAAAAAGCGUCACAGUGGUCGACGAACAUCGCUGAAAUACCCUUCUUCGGAACCGACAAACAGUUCGUCGAAUCCGUCGAGUCAUGUGGAACGAAAUCAGACAACAGAUCUGGUGUUGACCUCUUAUGCGGAUCCGUUAGGCUCACCAGCCGAACGUCCGAGAACUGGACGGCACGCAUCAUUCAAAGAAGAAUCAGACGAAGAUCUCGAUGCCGACGAAUUGUUGCCACUAUAAGUCGACGAAUUGAAAUUGUUAACAAAAAAGACGACACGUUCCGUUUCACUAGAGCAUUUUUCAAUAAAUAUCUUAGAUUACAGUAAA